AUGAGACAGAGAGAAGUUAGUAGAUUCGGAAGGCUGACAUUAAGCCUUAGUAUCUGCUUCGAUCUCCAUAAGUCUCCCAAAUGGAGAAGAAAACAGAUGAGGAAGAGACGAGAGGCUAAAGAUGAAGGCGAAGAACAAGAAGAAGUCAAGAAGAGAGUAGAGGUGAUGAAAGCAGCCGCACAGGCUUGGCUCAGCCGCUCCCAAAACUCUGAAAGCACCGUUCUGGAGUUCGAAGCGCGAAGAAAGCAAGCUUUUGUGAGAGGUAAACCUUCACGUUUCAAAAUGGAGGCAUUGUUGUCUACAACAAAGAAGCAUCGUCAUCACUCUUUUUUGGACUGGGAAUACGGACAGUCCUUGUGGGAUCCAUACGAGAUUCUUUCCGUCUUUAAGAAACUGGAACGCGCACUCACGUUAGAAGAACAUACUUUCUCUGCGGACUAUGCCAUCAAGAAGAAGAAUAUGGACUGCAGAAAGAGCCUUAAGAGUUUGUUUACCAGUUCGUCUUCGAGGAGAUUUUAAACAAAUUCAUAAGUGAGUAUACAAAUACAAUACGAGCGUCUUCAUUUGCUCGUUUGUUUGCCAACAGUUGCAGGUGAGAUUACUUUUAAAUCUUUAAUUGAACAUUAAUAUACAUUCGUACGUUCAAAAUGCAAAAAAUGUUAUCAGCUGAGAAAGGGAAACCAUCAUCAAGCCAUAAAAUCAAUUUUAAAACACUGGUUAACAGGUU
Molecule: messenger RNA, 727 nt
Organism: Brassica napus (rape)
Lineage: Eukaryota; Viridiplantae; Streptophyta; Magnoliopsida; Brassicales; Brassicaceae
Exons: 1
Coding region: 1-519 (172 amino acids)
Source: RefSeq, a predicted model, not a curated record